AUGGAUAUGAUAGGACGCGCCCUCGAUGUACCUCUGAUGUUGUUCACUGGUACGCUACGAGUGCGGGUUCUAGAGGCUCGAGGUCUACGACCAACCGAAUGGUCAAGACGUUUCAACCAGAAUGAGAAAAAUGAGACCGCAGCGAUAGACUCGUAUGUGAAUGUGGAUUGGGAUGAAUAUCACGUUGGGAAGACGUUGGUUCGACCAAAAACCAAUGAACCACGUUGGAACGAAGAAUUCAUCGCGAAUGACGUACAUUCGGGCAAAGCGAUUGGUUUCACCGUAUUUCAUAGUUGUGUGAUGCCACCGGAUGAUUUUGUCGCUAAUACUAGGAUAACAUUUGACGAUCUCAAAAUAGGCAGCAAUAAUGAUAUCUGGAAAUCUGCUCCUCUAUCCUUCCAAAUUUUCUAG
Molecule: messenger RNA, 411 nt
Organism: Strongylus vulgaris
Lineage: Eukaryota; Metazoa; Nematoda; Chromadorea; Rhabditida; Strongylidae
Source: the annotation of a GenBank genome assembly